UUUUGACAGUUCUGUAUUCGAUUUCAAAAAUGACGUGGAGAUAUAGGUUAAAAGUUUGUUGUAAUGAAAAUUUUACAAUUAAUUGUUUAUAAUUCGCUAGUUUAUUGCAAUUAAAUACUUGAAACACACCCCUACUUCACGAUGAUUGAGAUAACCGACAUUCAAAAGAUCGGCGUGGGGCUGGCGGGGUUCGGCAUGACAUUCCUGUUCCUCGGCGUGCUGCUGCUCUUCGACAAGGGGCUGCUCGCCAUCGGCAAUAUCCUCUUCAUCAGUGGCCUAGCCUGCGUGAUCGGGCUGCAGCGCACGUUCUUCUUCUUCUUCCAGCGGCACAAGCUGCGAGCCUCCGUCGCCUUCUUCGGAGGAAUAGUUGUGGUGCUGCUGGGCUGGCCUGUGGUCGGCAUGGUGGCCGAGCUUUACGGGUUUAUAUUGCUGUUCAGAGGGUUCCUCCCGUCGGCCAUCAACUUCCUGCGCAUGGUGCCGGUGCUGGGCUCCUUGCUGAACCUGCCCAUCAUCAGCUCGAUCGUGAAUCGGAUAGCAGGCGACAACGGACGGAACAUGGACGAAUGACGGCACUGACUUAGCAACCGAAGUAAACUAAACUAAGAUAAAGUUAACUUUAACAUUACUUAAACGUAUAGUGAAAUCAUUGUUUUUUAUUCAAUCGUAAAAAUAUCAUCAGCAUCAGCCUGUAAUCGACCACUGCUAGACACAGGCCUCUCCCAAGGAGCGCCACAACACUCUGUCUUCGGCCUUCCUCAUACAAGAAUAAUACUGUCAAAUGUGUAUGUAGGUAUGUACUAUUAAAUUAUAAUAAUAACUAGCGAUCAAUGAAAAAGUUCCAGCAAGAAAAACACCGAAUUACUCCUAAACGA
Messenger RNA from Plutella xylostella (diamondback moth), 872 nucleotides. RefSeq names its product vesicle transport protein GOT1B. Gene Ontology annotation, biological process: endoplasmic reticulum to Golgi vesicle-mediated transport; retrograde transport, endosome to Golgi. The record is from RefSeq and is a predicted model, not a curated record. Gene Ontology annotation, cellular component: endoplasmic reticulum; membrane. NCBI's taxonomy places the organism in Eukaryota, Metazoa, Arthropoda, Insecta, Lepidoptera, Plutellidae.